Drosophila bipectinata is the source of this 419-nucleotide messenger RNA. RefSeq lists its product as uncharacterized. Lineage: Eukaryota; Metazoa; Arthropoda; Insecta; Diptera; Drosophilidae. The record is from RefSeq and is a predicted model, not a curated record.
UAAUGAGAGCAGCGGUCUUUAUUGGAGGAGCCUUCAUCCUGACAGCCUGUCUCCUGAGGAGCAGCGAAGCUGUGACAUGCACCGCCGAACCAGCCACCACCGGCUGCAUCGACUGCACCGCCAACCCCACCAAUGCGGAGUGCGUGGCCGAGGCCGCAGCCACCUCAUCUACAACCUCGACCACCACUACGGCGGCUUCCACUACCGCUGCCACCACGGCUGCUCCAUCCUCCUCCGGCGGUGCGACCGGCCCGCGCCGUAAGAUUGUGACUAUCAGAAACCUGGGAUACUAUAACGUCCGGCGUGUUCGGGUGUACCGCAACGGAAGGGGUACCACCAACAACCGAAGGGGCAGGGCCAAUACCAAUGCCAGAAAUCGCAGGCGCAAUGGCAACAACGUCCGCGUGAUAAUCGGGUGA